CAUUACAGACUCGGAUUGUUUCCCAAUUUCCACCGAAUAUGUCGCAAAUCCCCACAGAGAUCAUCGAGCACAUAAUCGAUGAGCUCAGCGAUGACCGGGAAGCACUUGUCGCUUCUCUAUCUGUCUCCAGAGCAUUCCACACUCGAGCCCGGUUCUAUCUCUUCCAAACCGUCCGCAUCGAGACAGAAUCAGAAUUUCAUCAGUUUAUUUCCCUCUGCGACAUCUCGCCAGUGAUUCCAACUCUGGUACAGUCGCUUAAGAUGCUUGCUCUUGUCUCAGUUUCACAGCUUCCCUCCCUCCCUAACAUCACCUCACUGCACGUCAGGGGGCUUCUCGAUGAUGUAUGGAAGACCAACUUUCUCUCGAUUACUUCCCUUACGCUAGAGGACAUCUUGUUCCCCAGCACACGAAGCUUCCGCAUGUGGAUAUGCGCAUAUCCACACCUCACAUCCUUAUCCCUGAUCUCUGUUAUAGUCCAUCGUCCCGUGGUGUUCGGCGCCUAUGCACUCGCACAAGGUCCUCCUUUGGAGUUUCUCUCGAUCGCAAGUGUCAGCUACAGUGUGUACUGGGCGUUUAUAGGAAUCAUGCCAAUCACGGAAGUUGGGAGUUUUGCUCUUCAUGGUUUACACAAAAUCCAGUACAAGGCUUUCACUCCAGAUGAUGUCAGGGGUCUACGUAAAAUCCUUGCCGUCACCUGUGGUACGCUUCGAGGGCUCGACAUAUAUAUGAAUCUGUCUGAGCCUAUGGAAGCUUCGUUCAGGCCGGAUUUCUCACAGGUGCCAACCGUUGAAUAUCACCCGUCCUGCAUCUCUAAGUCCUCUCUCAUGAGCAGCCUGUUCACCCUUUCCCUUUGCGUCCUCCCGGGUAGUAGCCGUUCUACAUCUAUGGAGCGGCUCUUUGUUCACCUGGACCUUACUCUUAUAUCAGAUUUCCUAGAGAAUGCAGAUCUUCAUGACUGUCUGAAGUUGUUGGACUCAAAACUCGCCGAUUCUCGAUAUUGUAAUCUCAAGGUGGUCCAAUUCAAUGUGACCGUGCACCAGGCCAUUCGGGAUGUUAUCUUGACGGCCAUGCCCAAACUUCAUGCCGCUGGGCAAAUGGUAGUGGAGGAAGAGAUUAUCUAGGCAGAAAGAAGAUCAACCCUACUCAUUCCCGACAUAUCCUCCCACCGUUGAUGAACAUCGAGGCUGUUGCCCGAUUCGCGUCCUUCAUUCUUCAUCGCAUUAUCUGUCCUGCCCUAUGGUUCACUUCAUGUUUCGAUCAUAGGUCGCUUUUAGCUGCUUUGUAUAUGUUUUCUGUGAAUUGGUGUAUAAGUUGCACGCUGUACGUAUCUAUGAACCAUCCGAAAACACAGGUCUAUGUUCUUCAGUGCUAGGUAUUCCGUU
Messenger RNA from Desarmillaria tabescens, 1382 nucleotides. RefSeq lists its product as uncharacterized. NCBI's taxonomy places the organism in Eukaryota, Fungi, Basidiomycota, Agaricomycetes, Agaricales, Physalacriaceae. The transcript is spliced from 2 exons. The coding region runs from base 39 to 1121 and encodes 360 amino acids. The record is from RefSeq and is a predicted model, not a curated record.